This is a messenger RNA of Coffea arabica (coffee), 2065 nucleotides long. RefSeq lists its product as uncharacterized. The record is from RefSeq and is a predicted model, not a curated record. Lineage: Eukaryota; Viridiplantae; Streptophyta; Magnoliopsida; Gentianales; Rubiaceae.
CUAGUUUUUACAUCUCCGAAGAAAAAGAAAAAAAAAAAAGGAAAAAACUUGAAUUCAAAGAAAGAAAAAAAGGGAGAAACAGAAGUACCCAACCGGCGGUCGAAAUCUAGCCGGAAAAUGAAUAUUCCGGCGAACUGUUCCUUUCUCCAUCAACGAAAUGCCCGUGUUUCAGUCCACCACCGUCACGUCUUCCGUGAAAAGCCCUAGUACAGAUACAAAUUGUCCACCCCAUUAAAGGAAAAAAAAUCUUUCUUUCUUUUCCAAUUUGCCUUCCCAAGAAGAGAUUUUUGUGUAUAUGCAGUAGAUGAUCGGAGAACACUAACUUUUGGCCGCAAAAGCAUUAAUUUUCCUGGUUCUUAUCGAUGAGUAGCUCAGAUUUUUAGUUUUUUUUUUUUUUGGCUGUGAAAAAGUGAGCUACAUUUUUCAAUUACUUGAGAAUUUUGAGUAGAGGGAUUUUUAAAAAAAUGCCUUUUCAGAUGAAGGUUCAGCCGAUUGAUUCCGACCAAGUCUACCUGGAAUCAUUGAAGCCACCGCCGGUGCUUAAAUCGCGGCUCAAACGGCUUUUUGAUCGGCCAUUCAACAGUGUUUUGAGGAUAUCAUCAGCCACAACAGAAAAGCAAGCGUCUUUUCCCGGCGAAGUUAAAGAUUUUGCAGCACCAUCCCCACCGGCGGCAGGAGUGCCGGAGUUUGAGCUCAGCUCAGUUUGUCUAGAUAAUAUGGUGCAGAAUUUCAUUGAGGAGAAUGCUUUUGAGAAGCAGUCUCAGACAGCUCAGAAAUGUGGGAGAAAUAGAUGCAAUUGCUUCAAUGGAAAUAGCAAUGAUAGUUCUGAUGAUGAAUUUGAUUUUGGAUUUGGGGAUGUUGUCACUAACUCAAACUCUUAUUCUUUUGGCGAUUCCGUUGAUUUUCUCAAGAGCUUGAUUCCUUGUUCUACAACUGUGGAGAGGAAUCUGUUGGCUGAUACUUCAAAAAUGGUGGAAAAGAAUAAAACUUGCAAAAGGAAAGAUGAUUUGAGGAAAAUUGUGACUGAUGGUCUAUUAGCACUUGGAUACGAUGCUUCCAUUUGCAAAUCUAAAUGGGACAAAUCUGCCUCCAUUCCAGCCGGCGAAUAUGAUUACAUUGAUGUGAUUACUGAAGGGGAAAGAGUGCUGAUCGACAUUGACUUCCGAUCAGAGUUUGAGAUUGCUCGAUCAACCGGAAGUUACAAAGCCAUCUUGCAUGCUCUGCCGUUCAUUUUCGUCGGGAACGUGGACAGGUUGCAGCAGAUCAUCGGAAUUGUAUCAGAGGCCGCCAGACAAAGCUUGAAGAAGAAAGGAAUGCAUAUUGCGCCGUGGCGUAAAGCUGAGUACAUGAAAGCUAAAUGGCUCAGCCCGCACGUUAGGACAACCGUUCCUCCUCAAAACGAUGCCGUUGCAGUUGAGGGAAAACAAGCUGAGGAGGUUGUUGUUGAAACCGAGGAGAAAGAUGAGAGUAAGGAGGUGGUUGUUGAGGAGGCUUCAGAAGAGAGUGAGUGUGGAGAAUUGGAGCUGAUUUUUGGGGAGAAAACGACUCCGUCAGAGGAACCGAAGUCAGGUUUGUCGUCGCCGGCGAGGAGUGAGUGUGGAGAACUGGAGCUGAUUUUUGGGGAGAAAACGACGCCGUCGGAGAAACCCGAGUCGUCUUUGUCGUCGCCGGCGAGGAUUUCCGGCGAAGUUUCAAAAGGGCCGACGCCGGCGAUCGGGACGUGGCAACCGCCGGUGAUAAAACCCAAGAGUUGUGAAAGGGGCAACCGGGUUAUGGUCACCGGCUUGGCAUCUCUUCUAAAGGAGAAGCCUUGAAAAUUUUGGAUCUUUUUCCUUUUCUUUUGGGAAUUUUCUAACUGUUUUAUGAAGUACAAAAAAAGUAUAGUAUCGGUCGGAGCUUUUAUAUACUAGAUAUAACCGGAUAUUUUCUUUUUUUCUUUUUUAAUUUCCUUGUAAUUUUGGACUUUUUCCCUUCCUUUUUUCUUAGAAGGGAUAUGUAAGAAGCAAUCAAGUGAUGAUGAAGUGAAUGUUCUAGAUCAUCAUUAUUGUACCAAUAAAUUAGAAAA